AUGCAAUUCAAGAAAUUUUCCUUAACUGUCUUAGCCACUUUAACUGUUGCCAAUUCUGCUGCUGUCACUACUACUAAAUCUACUUCUUCUGUUUCCGGUUAUGUAGCUGGUGAACCAUAUUCUACUUUAACUCCAUCUGGUACCUGGUCAUGUGGUAUAACUAACUUUACUUCUACCUUUGGUAUUGCUGUUCAAGCCAUUACUGAUAGCGCUAUAUUAUCAUCUGUUUCCGCUAAACCUGUCCAAACUGGCCAACCAACCACUACAUCUUCUGCCUCUACCACCACUUUAUCCCCAUCAUCUUCCACAUCUUCUAUUUGUACAGCUACUUCUACAUUUGCCCCAAGUGCAGUCUCCUGUUCCAAUGAUGGGACUUUACAAUUAACUUUGCAUAAAGGUAUUCUAACCGAUGAAAAGGGAAGAAUUGGCUCCAUUGUUUCUAACAGACAAUUCCAAUUUGAUGGUCCAACCCCACAAGCUGGUGCCAUUUAUGCUGCAGGUUGGUCUAUUACUGAAGACGGUUACUUGGCUUUAGGUGACAGUGAUAUCUUCUACCAAUGUCUUUCUGGUAACUUCUACAACUUAUAUGAUGAAAAGAUUGCAGAACAAUGUUCUCCAAUUCACUUAGAAAUUGUUAGUUUAGUUAAAUGUUAA
Messenger RNA from Arxiozyma heterogenica, 654 nucleotides. RefSeq lists its product as uncharacterized. Gene Ontology annotation, biological process: fungal-type cell wall organization. The record is from RefSeq and is a predicted model, not a curated record. The transcript has a single exon. Gene Ontology annotation, molecular function: structural constituent of cell wall. Gene Ontology annotation, cellular component: fungal-type cell wall. The coding region runs from base 1 to 654 and encodes 217 amino acids. NCBI's taxonomy places the organism in Eukaryota, Fungi, Ascomycota, Saccharomycetes, Saccharomycetales, Saccharomycetaceae.